Molecule: messenger RNA, 1347 nt
Organism: Aureobasidium namibiae CBS 147.97
Lineage: Eukaryota; Fungi; Ascomycota; Dothideomycetes; Dothideales; Saccotheciaceae
Product: glucanase B
Exons: 1
Coding region: 1-1347 (448 amino acids)
Source: RefSeq, a predicted model, not a curated record
AUGCGUUUCUCGACGGCGCUUUCAUGUGCCUUUACGGCUCUGCUGGCGGUGCCUACCAUGGCUGCACCAUUUGCUAUCACACCUGGAGAUGCCAACCAUGUCAUUCUUACAGACGACAACACCAUCAACACCACAGAGUCAAUACAAGCAGACGCAGUAACAGCCGCUGCGUCACGUCCUCCGGUCAACAUGUUCGCCGCUGUAGACUCGGAUUAUAUCGAACUGUCUUUCGUCAACAAGAUGGCAAGCUCAAAUGUCAGGGCAUAUGUUACAGGUAGAGACAGCAACAAUGCUCUCGUCAUGUUACAUCCCGACGGUACUUGGUACUAUCCUCCAGCUACAUCAGCCACGACACCACAACCCAUCACAGAAGACGUUGCUAUUCCUCUCGGUGCCCAAGGCUCGACUGUGUCGAUCUCUCUUCCUGGCUACAUCAGCGCUGGCCGCAUCUGGUUUGCCGAUGGCAACUUGCAGUUCUUCACCGUCAAUGCUGGUGGCCAAGUCGCUCUGGUCGAGCCGUCUGCCGUCAACCCUUCCGAUCCUUCGUCAGCUGUCAACUGGGGCUUCAUCGAGUUGACCUACCUGGAAUCAGCCAUCUACACCAACCUCAGUUACGUCGACUUUGUGGGUCUACCGCUGGGUCAGAAAUUGACUGCGUGUGACGGCACUGUCCUGCAAGCAGAAGGUGUCCACACCCAAGCCGUCGAAGACAUUUGCGCCGACCUCGAAGAGCAGACCUGCAUCGAUGGAUAUCCAUGGGCUGACCUCUGCGCCGUUGAUGCAAACUCCAAUGCCCUGCGCGUACUUGCCCCUUACGAUUACAUUUCACUAUACCCAAACGCCUUCUCAGACUACUGGACCUCCUACGUAAACGACGUGUGGAGCCACUACGCCACCACCUCACUCACCAUCGACACUCAAGUCUCUGCCGGCCUGGUCAACUGCAAAACCACCGGCGACUACCUCUACUGCGACGGCGACAACAGACCCUACGCCAAACCCUCGGCCGCCGACAUCUUCGGCUGCAACGGCGGUCCCUUUGCCAUCCAAGCUUCCGAUAACGACGUCCAUCGUGCUGUGGUGCCUAGACUUUGCGCUGCCUUCCAUCGCUCGACUCUGCUGCUCAGUGGAGGUAACGUUCAACCCAUGUCUGAUGUGUCGGGCUACUACACCAAGAGCGGCAGAGCUGCCAACUGGUAUAGCAAGUACGUGCAUGACUAUGAGGUUGAUGGCAAGGGCUAUGCGUUUGCAUAUGAUGAUGUCACGCCUACUGGUGGCGUUGACAUGGCUGGGUUACUUUCUGUGGCUUCGCCUUCGCAGCUCGAGGUCACUGUUGGCGGUGUUUGA